Messenger RNA from Python bivittatus (Burmese python), 2726 nucleotides. It is a transcript of the gene WASF1, whose product is annotated as WASP family member 1. The record is from RefSeq and is a predicted model, not a curated record. Gene Ontology annotation, biological process: positive regulation of Arp2/3 complex-mediated actin nucleation; actin cytoskeleton organization. Gene Ontology annotation, cellular component: SCAR complex; lamellipodium; cytoskeleton. Gene Ontology annotation, molecular function: actin binding; protein kinase A regulatory subunit binding; Arp2/3 complex binding. Lineage: Eukaryota; Metazoa; Chordata; Lepidosauria; Squamata; Pythonidae.
GCGCGCGCCGCUCUCUCGCGCCGUGUCUAUUGUGAAGCUUUGUGCGGAGGAAGGUCCGCGCUUUCUCCUUCCCUUCUCCCCCGGCUGCUCCGUCUCAGCGCCUCCCCCCUCGGUCUCUCGCAGACGCCCGUGCGCGAGGGGGGCUCUCGCGCAGGGCGCGUUCGAACUUCCAGCCCCAAAGGACCCGGUGGGCACGAGCUCCCCUGACCUAGAGAGGGGAAGGGCUGGUGCGGGGCUGUGGGAAGAUGUGAAAAAGGGAGAGUGGCGGUGCUGGUGGUGAACGCCGAGAACUGGGAAAGACGCCGGGAUUCCCUAAGCAGAAGGCGCGGUCUGUUAGCUGCUUGAUAUUUCAAGAUGCCGCUGGUAAAAAGAAACAUAGACCCUAGAUAUCUUUGCCAUACAGCUCUGCCACGAGGCAUCAAGAAUGAACUGGAAUGUGUUACCAAUAUUUCCUUGGCAAAUAUAAUAAGACAGUUAAGCAGUCUAAGUAAAUAUGCAGAAGAUAUCUUUGGUGAGCUUUUCAAUGAGGCACAUAGUUUUUCUUUCCGAGUGAAUUCCUUACAAGAACGUGUGGAUCGUUUAUCUGUCAGUGUCACACAACUUGAUCCAAAGGAAGAAGAACUUUCACUGCAAGAUAUAACAAUGAGAAAAGCUUUCCGAAGUUCCACAACUCAAGAUCAGCAGCUCUUUGACCGCAAGAGUCUUCCAAUCCCUUUGCAAGAAACUUACGAUACAUGUGAACAGCCACCACCACUCAACAUCCUUACCCCUUACAGAGAUGAUGGAAAAGAGGGUUUAAAAUUUUACACAAAUCCUUCAUAUUUCUUUGAUCUGUGGAAAGAAAAGAUGUUACAAGAUACAGAAGAUAAAAGAAAGGAAAAGAGAAAACAGAAGCAGAAAAAUCUCGAUCGUCCUCAUGAACCAGAAAAAGUGCCACGGGCUCCUCAUGACAGGCGCAGAGAGUGGCAGAAGUUAGCCCAGGGGCCAGAACUCGCAGAGGAUGAUGCCAGCCUCUUACAUAAGCAUAUUGAAAUUGCUAAUGGCCCUGCCUCACAUUUUGAGACCAGACCUCAGGCAUAUGUGGAACACAUGGAUGGACCCUAUUCUCUUUCUGCAUUACCAUACAGCCAAAUGAAUGAACUUCUUAACAGGGCAGAAGAGCGUGUUUUAGUAAGACCACAUGAACCACCCCCACCCCCACCAAUGCAUGGAGCAGGAGAUGUGAAACCCAUUCCACCCUCCAUUAGCUCGACUGCAGCUUUGACAGAAAAUCGCCCUCAGUCUCCUGCUGCUGGCAGAACCCAAGUGUUUGUGAGUCCCACUCCUCCCCCUCCCCCUCCCCCCCUUCCGUCUGCUCUGUCUACUUCUUCAUUAAGAUCUGCAAUGACUUCCACACCGCCCCCUCCAGUGCCGCCUCCUCCCCCUCCUCCAGCCACUGCUUUACAACCUCCGGCUGUCCCUCCACCCCCAGCACCCCUACAGAUUGCUCCCGGAGUUCUUCAUCCAGCUCCACCUCCCAUAGCACCUCCUUUAGCGCAAUCCUCUCCUCCCAUCACUAGAAUUGCCCAAGUAUGCGAACCCAUUCCAGUUCCCCCAAGUGAAAUGCAAGGACUUCCUCCGCCGCCGCCGCCUCCUCCUCCUCUGCCACCUCCUGGUGUUCGUCCCUCAUCACCAGUUUCAGCCCUUUCUCACCCUCCCACCUCUAUUGUCCCAGGCCCUCAUGUUCCCAUAAUGCCUCCAUCCCCACCAUCCCAAGUCACUCCUGUUCCUGAACCCAAACGGCACCCAUCAACACUACCCGUCAUCAGUGAUGCCAGAAGUGUCCUCCUUGAAGCAAUACGAAAAGGUAUUCAGUUACGGAAGGUUGAAGAACAACGCGAACAAGAAGCUAAACAUGAGCGUGUUGAAAAUGAUGUUGCCACCAUUUUGUCUCGCCGCAUUGCUGUGGAAUACAGUGAUUCAGAAGACGACUCAGAAUUUGAUGAAGUUGAUUGGCUGGAGUAAAAUGGUUAUAUGCUACAAAACUGAAUGCUAGUGUCCAUUGUGGUGCUUGUUCUUUGAAAAUGUUUGGUCAUUUCUAGUGUUUUUGUAUUUUCUUUAUAUAAUCUAUGUUUUUCUACUUUUUAUUUCAAAAAAUGUUGGCACAUCUUUGGAACUAAAUGUUUUACAGUGAGACAGUUCUUUAAAAAGAGCGUCAUUUUGCUCCCGUAGACCAUUAAGUAUUAAGCAUGGGCAGCUGUCGAUAGAGUAGCAGACUACAUUUUCUGGCAUUUAACUGUGCACUUUGUGAAUUUUAAGUUAUGAAGGCAAUUAAGUUUGAAGUUUCAAGGGCAACUGCAUGUACUAAUGAGCUUUAUUACGUUACAUUGCUAAUGCUGAAAAACUUGGAAAAAGGGGUGUUCAUCCAUCCAGCACUGCAAUCACAACAUUUUAAUGGACCUCGAGUAUGAGAAGAACUUGAAGGAUUUACACCCUAGUAACCACUGCCUUGAUUACACCUGUACAGUACUUGUAGUUUUAGCAGCACUGGAAUACUGAAAGAAAAGGGAAUAUGGAUCUUUGGGGAAUUUUAUUGUUUUUUAUUAAAGAAUUAUGGCCUUAUUUGAAUGCUUUUGCAAUUUUCUUUCCUUUUACCUGUUGUGAUAAUAUUUUCCCUGCUUAAGAUUUUGAUUUUUCUCCCCUUGUGAAACCAUCUGACUUAGUCAUUCUGUGUAAUUUAUGUAACU